Messenger RNA from Macrosteles quadrilineatus (aster leafhopper), 4813 nucleotides. It is a transcript of the gene Fhos, whose product is annotated as FH1/FH2 domain-containing protein 3. Gene Ontology annotation, cellular component: cytoplasm; cytoskeleton. Gene Ontology annotation, biological process: actin filament network formation; cortical actin cytoskeleton organization. Bases 38 to 3430 code for a protein of 1130 amino acids. The transcript has 23 exons. The record is from RefSeq and is a predicted model, not a curated record. NCBI's taxonomy places the organism in Eukaryota, Metazoa, Arthropoda, Insecta, Hemiptera, Cicadellidae. Gene Ontology annotation, molecular function: actin filament binding.
GCGGCCGGUCGACUCGCUGUACGCUGUAUGUUGUGCGAUGGCUCUAACGUGUAGGGUGCAAUAUCUCAAUGACAUCGACCCUUUCGCCUACACUACCAACUUCCCCGAGCCUCCUCGUCCCCCGGUACACACUUUCAGCUGUUCUCUGCCCCUGAUCAACCAGAUAGCGGCGGUCCACAGGCUGCUGAGGGCUCCUCACAGGCUUGACGACACGGCACUCCAGUUGUACAAAGAUGGCGACUACGGGUCUUACUUGGACUUGGACGCGUCUAUCAACGAGCAACAAGAGGAGUUUGACAACUUCCAGUCCAACCGGAAGAAUUCCAUCGUUCUUCGUACACAACUGUCAGUUCGAGUCCACACAAUUAUUGAAAAACUCCAAUCUUCUGAAGGUCGGGAACUCAGGAGAGCAUUGUUCUCUCUCAAGCAGAUAUUUCAGGAAGACAAGGAUCUUGUUCAUGAGUUUGUGCAGAAUGAUGGCCUCGCCUGUCUUAUCCGUGUGGGCUCCGAUGCAGACCAGAACUAUCAAAACUACAUCCUUAGAGCUCUAGGCCAGGUGAUGCUGUAUGUGGAUGGUAUGAAUGGUGUGAUGGAGCACAGCCCCACAGUACAGUGGCUGUACUCUCUGGUGGCGUCAAAGUUCCGACUUGUCGUCAAGACUGCACUCAAGCUCCUACUGGUCUUUGUGGAGUACACUGAAACCAACAGUGUUCUGCUGGUCAAAGCCAUCCAGGCAGUGGAUUCUGCUCAAGGAAACCAGCUUUGGUGGAAUGUGAUGAGGCUGAUGAAAGAGUACGACGCAGCCGACACAGAACUGCUCAUCUACGCUACCUCACUGGUCAACAAGACUCUGAACGGACUCCCGGAUCAAGACACUUACUACGACCAAGUGGACGCCUUGGAGGAGCAAGGCUUUGAGAACAUCAUCAGAAGAUACAUGUCAAAGCAAGGUACAGACCUGGACCUACUGAGGCAGUUCCAGAUCUACGAGGCUGUUCUUCAACACGAGGAUGGGGAACAGAAGGGAGCGCCACUGAAACAACUUGAUGAAACCAUCAGAAAGACAUUGAGGCAUCGCAAAUGUUUGACAACAACAUUAAACCCGUUAGAGAGACGGAAAUCUCGUAGACACUCGACGGGAACUUCGCCUCACAACCUUACACUCAAUCUGACCAGGCCUGCUAAUCUCGACGAUGAGCAGACUGAUGAGUAUCACAAUGUGUUGGAUGAGGGAGGAGUGGGGGUUACUCCUGCACUGCGCAGACGACGGGAACGUGCAGAAAGACAACGCAGCUUCCUGCGUGAGCAGAGAGAAGCAGCUCUCCUAGCAACACUCAGCAGUACAGACCAGUCCAGCAGUGAGGAUGGUGGAGUACACAACGGGUAUUGCAAUGGAGACUCUAACCAUGGCAAGAGAGAGAACUCUGUCAAAGAUCUGACACAGAAGUUGGCCUCCACUCUGGGCAGCCCUGGAGCCUUGGAUGCUGAUGGGAAACCCAUAACUAGAAUGGGAGAAAUGAAGGGAAUCAUCUCCAAGGCUAAAGAAGGUCUCGCCAAGUCACAGUCUAGAGGUGAUGUACUAAAGAGCCCCACUUCGGAAACACCUCCACCAUUCAAGCCUCCGGAAGUGAAGAAGUCAGAGACAGAGCUUCAUUGGGAGGAACUCGUGAGUUCGUGCUCGCGAGCUCUCAACCUCUGUGAUCUCGACUUCACGGAUCUGCACAGUGAUGAUGAACAGAGUGUGUUUGCUGCAACCAGUCGAGCGCCCGGAGCUCCACCUCCACCUCCGCCGGGCAUCCCCCCACCUUGCAACCUCCCUCCGCCCAUCCCUGCUCCUGCUGCUCCACCACCACUUACGUCUACGCCUAGUCGACUUGCCUCGCCUGUCCGCAAGAAUAAGAAGACUGUCAAACUUUUUUGGAAGGAAGUUAGAGACGACCCAGUGGUUUUUGCAAAGCUCAAUUCAACAAACCUGAUCUGGGACGAGAUGUCUCCAGUUGCUGUCGACAUUCAGAAGUUGGAACACCUGUUUGAGUCCAGGGCUAAAGAUCUUAUCACAAAGAAGCAGCAAGAGAUAAACAAGAACAAGGAGGUUAUAGUGCUCGACCCGAAGCGAUCGAACGCAAUCAACAUUGGAAUGACCAAGUUGCCUCCUCCUAGGUCCAUCAAGACGGCCAUCCUCAAGAUGGACGCAACCAUCAUGAACAGAGAGGGCAUAGAGAAACUUCUGACAAUGUUGCCGACUGAAGAGGAGUGUUCCAAGAUCCAAGAGGCCCAGGCUGCCAACCCUGAGAUCCCAUUGGGCAGUGCUGAGCAGUUUUUGUUGACUCUUGCGUCAAUAUCCGAGCUACCAGCACGGCUGAAACUGUGGGCUUUCAAACUAGACUUUGAAAACAGUGAGAAGGAAAUUGCUGAACCACUUAUGGAUUUGAAACAAGGAAUUGAAACCUUGAAGUCAAACAAAACUUUCCGCGCAGUUUUGGGAACACUGCUUUCAAUUGGCAUAUUUCUGAAUGGAAACGAGGUGAAAGGGUUCCAGAUAGAGUACUUGGCUAAGGUUCCAGAGGUGAAAGACACAGUUCACAAACAUUCUCUGCUGCAUCAUUUGUGUCACAUGGUCAUGGACAAGUUCCCUGACUCAACAGAUCUAUAUUCGGAGAUCGGAGCUGUGACCAGAGCCUCCAAGGUAGACUUUGAUGAGUUGACCAGCAACAUUAUGAGGCUGGAGACAGAAUGUAAAGCUUCCUUCGACAAUCUCAAAGUCAUCACGAAACACGACGGCUCAUGCACCAACAUGAAAGUCAAAAUGUCAGACUUCUUGGCGGACUGUGCUGAGCGUAUUAUUGUACUGGGCAAGGUCCAUCGACGAGUGAUGAACCGUUACUUCAAGUUCUGCCUGUGGCUGGGCAUUCCGUACCAUCGAGUGCAGGCAACCAAGCCCAAUGAGCUGUGUCGAGUCAUCUCUGAGUUUGCACUCGAGUACAGGACAACUAGAGAGAGAGUCAUGCAACAGUUGGAAAAGAAAGCGAGUCACCGAGAGAGAAAUAAGACUAGAGGGAAGAUGAUUACUGAGAUGGGUAAGUUCCGUCGAGAGGAUGACAGGGCAGAUGCUGAGCUGAGACAGCUAUUGGGCAACGAUUCUGCGGACAACGAAACAUCCCUGACUGGCUCACUGCCGUGGCGGAGAACUCGCAAAGAUACUGGAAAGCUAUCUUUGGGAAACAUGAGAAACGACGGGACGAACGGGAAUCUAACAGACGCUGACGAUGAGAUUCUCGAGUCACUGGUAAAAACUGCAACACAAAUCCCAGCCACACGGACAGCCCCGCGUGAGAGGAAGCGCACUCGUCACGCUGACAGGAAGUCACUCAUCAAGCGGUCUCGUACUCGAGACAAUGUCCCUGUCGAGGGCAACGAGAGCCAAUCAUAAAGUGACAACGGUAAAGCGAACCUCGUUCUGUACAUAGUAGAUAUCGACCCGUUCUCAGACUGUUCUCAGUUCGCCGAACUCUGCGCAACGGAUUGUCCGAAGAAGAACGAAAACAUCUGGCUACGUUUAUUAAGGGCUAUUGAGUCUCAAUCAGCAACGUCUGAAUGUUUGUAUAUCUGUGAUACUGGUGACCUUUGUUGUAAUUUAAUUUGUUUUACACUUUUGUGGGUUAAGCUAAAAUCUUUUUAACUAUUUUAACUAUCUAAAUAUUUAGAGCAAUUUGCAUCAAGAUUUUCUUCUCGUUUUAUCCUAAAACAUAGGUAGAUCAGUAGUCGGAUUACACAAAAUACUUGAUUCAAAUUUUAAUUCUGUAGGUCACAUGUCUGCCUUACUGAACAAAAUGUUUUAAGAUUGUACAGUUGUUACUUUAUGACUUUGUUUUAUGAGUUAUCGUUAAUGUGAUAUGAGGUUAUUUAUGUUUGUGUUAUGUAGCAUAAGUGAACUAUCAAUAAGUUUAAGUCAAAAGUGAUGUGAUGGACUUUUAUACAUGUAUAUUGUAUAUAUUUUCAAGUCUCAUUGUGAUGGGAGACUGAUCAAUAUGGAUAUCUCAGGUUUGAUAUUUUCCAUGAAAACUAUUUGAUGAAAUCAAAUAAUAAAAUGUGUUCGGUAGCCAACGUGGCAAAAAGAUUUUUACUCGAGUGAUGUUAUCGACUAGUCGUAAAUGUCUUAGGUUUGUCUGUUAAUAUCCAGAUUAUACUGUUUGAACAGUAUUUAGAGGGGUACAGUACAUUGUGUGAUUUUUACUAUUUUGUAUUGCACUUUAUAAUCAAAUCCUUGUUAUUUUACUUGUUGAGCAAUAAUUUGCUCCUCCACGCAAUCAUCGCAAUACUCAUCUUUUUAUACUAUUUUCUAAUGUGAACUAUCAUUAUGUUGUUCAACUAUUAAGAUUAAAAUUUAAAAUUCUAUUUGGAUAAACAAAAAAGAUUUUAACUUUUAAGUGUUUUAUUUCGUUGCUAUUGCUUUAGACAGUAAGUUUUAAUAGAGGAAUAUUUUUUGUUUAAAAAGAAAUUAAGUUUUCAGUUUUGAUUUACAGUAGCUUUUAAUUCAGACCAUGUCUUAUGGUCGAUUUUUCUUGCAAACUUAAAAGUUUUUGAGAUUUGCUUUACGAUCCACAGCAUUUACAAAAUACCAGGAUGUUCAAAACUAUUUUAUUCGUAUUAGUUUUAUCAUUUCAACUUUAUUUCCAUCUCAAUAUAAAAAAGUUCCUGACUGAUAAGCCUAACCAAAUGUCUUCAUGUAAGGUUUAGCCUAGGGUAAGUUUUCUUCUUUCAGGCAUUAUAAUGUAUAAUGAUUCCAGGAUCAAUAAAGAUAUUUUACAAAAUA